Messenger RNA from Gavia stellata (red-throated loon), 1052 nucleotides. It is a transcript of the gene FATE1, whose product is annotated as fetal and adult testis expressed 1. Bases 119 to 943 code for a protein of 274 amino acids. Lineage: Eukaryota; Metazoa; Chordata; Aves; Gaviiformes; Gaviidae. The record is from RefSeq and is a predicted model, not a curated record. Gene Ontology annotation, cellular component: mitochondrial outer membrane; peroxisome. The transcript is spliced from 7 exons. Gene Ontology annotation, biological process: positive regulation of mitochondrial fission.
CUCACCUUGAAGCGUGGGUGCCAGUUUGGAAGAGCAGCUUGCUACCACUUUCGUUCAGCUUUCUUUUCCUCUGUGUGAAACCCAAGGGUGCUCAAGCAAUCUGAGGAAAUCAAAAAAGAUGUGGCCGCUUUGGGGACUGGAUCUGAACAGAGUCCGCUAUGACCUGCUCUUCACAGAAGCCAUCAGUCAAAGGAUGCAGGUUCCCAACAGGCUGAAGGUAGCAGAUAGCUUCAGCCCUGUGGACAAGGAGCCAGUGACAGAGGAUGUCCCUCCUUCCUUUCGGAUGCACAUCCCUGAUAGGAUUUCUCUUGCAGAAAUAUCAGAUGCCAGUUUGAGGCCCAUCCUGCUGAACCAGCAAAGGAAAGUCCCCUCUGUUGUGGUGCACAUGGCCCCGGACUCCUCUGCGCAGCCCACCCACCUCCGGGAGCUCCCUUUUCUGCACAUAGCCGGCAGAUCAAGCUCCCAGAGACGCAAACGAUCGGGCCAUCACAGCAGCAGGUCGCGGCGGGAGAGGACUCCAAAUGACUGUGCCCAGCUGGCCUUGCACAGCCCGGGCCAGCACCAUGAGCGGCCGGACGCAUGCCCUCUGCCCAUGUGCAGUGCCCCACUCCCCCUCCUCGCAGAGACGGGCAGAAUCUACUCCUUGCAGAACAUCUUCCAGACCAUGUAUCUCCUGGGCCAGGUGCUCUUCCACCGUGUCCAGGACUCUCUGCAAGACCCAGUGCCAUCCAGCUCCCAGGAGGCUGGCCCAGCCCCAGAGAGCGCCUUGGAGGAGGUCGGGGUUGCUGAGAUGGCAGCAAUGAGAAAGCAGUUGACAAGGAUCUCGAGGAGGCUCCGCAUGCUGGAGGAGCAGCGCAAUGCCUGGCAGCAGAAGGAGGCCCUGAUCUACUCUGUGAUGAUCUCUGCCUGCCUCAUCAACACAUGGCUCUGGCUAAGGAGAUGAUUUCUCAUGCCCUGACCUCCCCUGCCCAACCCUGGCAGUGUGGGUGAGGGCAGGGAGAGAAUCCUUGCUCACAUACUUGCAAACAGUAAAACUAUGUGUUUCUUCUUAA